GAUCUGGAGCCCGCGGUUGGUCACCGCCCUUCGCCUUCGAGCCCGAGCUCCGGCGCCGAGCUUGAGGCCGCCCACCUGCCGCCUGUACACACCUUCGCCUCCCGCAGCUGGGCCCGCCGCCCCACACUGAUCGACCGCCAUCUACGUGCCGGGCGCGUUGCCCUGCUUGAGCAGGCUGCACAGCCUGGCGGCCUGCAGCGCAUGCUUAUUGCCCUGCACAGCUUGCACCUGGCCGUCAUCAUGCACCGUCACGCCACUGCUGCUGACGUCACUACACUUCACGUACGACCAGCCGCCGCUGCCACCGCCGCCUCUCAGACGCUCUCAGCGGGAAGCUUAAGGUGGCCGUCCCACCAGUCCGUGGUGUCCCCCCUGGGGCGCGGCAUCGUGCCUAGCACUACCCAGCUGGUGGCCGCGUUGGGACGCAAGGACCUGGGCUUCUGGCACCUCGCAUCGUGUGGAGUCCGGAAGGUGCAGGAGCUCGCUUCGGGCAAGGAGCCGACCACCGCGGUGGUGGACGCAGCGAACGAGCUGCGAGCCAUGCAUGCCUACCAGCGACUGGCAGCGGCGGCGACAGCGGCAACAUCGGCGCUGGAGGCGUCUGCGGCUGCUGGAGGCGGCGGCCCGGGCGGUGCGGCAUCUGCAGCGGCUGCGGCGGCGGCUGCUCGGGUGCCCGAAGAAGCCUGCAAGGCGGUGGUCCGGCGGCUGCACCGCAGCGGAGUGGGGAGCAUGGUGUUCGCGGGUGAUAUGGAGCGCUACCUGCUGCUCGGCUCGCCGGAACAGCGCUCGGUGCUGCUUGCAGGGGACAUGUUCGUGCCGUGCCUGUCCGCGGUGGCCACCGGUGCUGCGCUGCCGGAGCUGCAAGUGGACCGCUGCGGCCGCGUGUCGCUGGAGGAGCAGGUGUCGGCGGGCGCUGUUGCGGGGCUGCACAUCGGCGAGCAGAUGCUGUCAGGCGGCGGCGUCCGCGACGCGAGCAAGCAGGUUGUGCGCUCGGCUACGGCCCUCGCAUGGGCCUACCACGCCCUGCUGCGGACUGGCGCCGAUGGCGACGCAGCGCUGCCGCUGGUGCUGGACCUGCCGGCGUAUCACCGCGUCAAGCGGCUGCCCGGCCACGGCUGCCCGCUGACUGUAUACUUGCACUACUACACGCUCACUGCCAGCGGUGUGAAGCGUUGGGAGCUGUGAGUAGAAGACUGGCCGCUCGCGUUGCUGGCAGUGAGCGUGUAGUAGUGCAAGUAUACAGUCAGCGGGCAGCCGUGGCCGGGCAGCCGCUUGACGCGGUGAUACGCCGGCAGCUGCCUUGGCGCCGGCCGCGAGUGCGAGCGGCCGUCCUUUUGACGUGAUAAUGUGGGCACGCACGUCCAGCACCAGCGGCAGCGCUGCGUCGACAACCACUACCAAGGAACCCCGUAGCACGGGGUUGCUUGGUAGUGGUUGGCGAUGCUGCUAUCGAGGAGGCGUCGCUGGGCGCUCGGGUGUUCUGCGGUCGGAACGUAGCUGGAAAUGUGAUUUAGUAGGUUGUCCGAACGGAAGGGAGGGUAGGCGGCACACAAGUUGCCAUGUAUGAUUUGCGUAGCCGAACUACCAUAACCUCUGCUGCCUGCCCUGGUAUACCUGAAUACUGUACUCUUUGAGGAGAGCUGCGAGACAUUUGUGCAGUGAUGGGGCAUCAAGUGGUGGAUAGAUUGGCGGGUGCAGGCUGCUGGUUUGCUCUGAUAUUUUGGGGUUUGCAAUAUUGCACACGCGUGGAGCCCACGACGGCCCGUGGGUCCGGCGUGUGGAGGGCCUGAGCACGUUAUUGUGUGUAAGGCGGCUACACGGCAGCUUAUGAUGUGCCUGCCUAUAAAGUUGAUUGUAGUUGGGAGGGAGAGCAAACGAGUGCGUCGACGUACGUAUUAGCUUACGAAUUUGACCCGUGUGUCAACGUUAAACUGUCUUUGCGUGUGCAGGCGGGAUGCACUGCUGCACCCCCAGCGAGUGCGGCACAUUGCCGCCGGUGGCUACUGUGGCAUUUUGGCAACAUAUUGACGGUGGAACGACGGCGAAUGACGCUGGCCGGCCCAGCUUGAUUCCUGACACGCUGGGACAGCGGCGUGAGAUGGCACUCCGCCAAUCCGACGCACGCCAGGGGCAUUACUGCGGCCGGCGGUGGCGGAGGUAGCUUAGUGCCUGACAGUCGGGCUGUAAGACUGACAGCGGUGUGAUGUGCAUGCACUUGCAUGCGCGUUGGUGAUCGUUCUGCGUCAACUAAAGUGCCCUCCAUGGGUGCGACAUGCCCCCACGGUUCUAGGGCCAUCCGUGGCUCUCGCCAACGCGGCGUUGCCACACGCUGAAGCAAUGCGUUAAAUUUGCGCCUAGGACAGACGACCACUCAGGACGGUGUAAGAGGGCUAGCGC
Chlamydomonas reinhardtii is the source of this 2397-nucleotide messenger RNA. RefSeq lists its product as uncharacterized. Lineage: Eukaryota; Viridiplantae; Chlorophyta; Chlorophyceae; Chlamydomonadales; Chlamydomonadaceae. The record is from RefSeq and is a predicted model, not a curated record. The coding region runs from base 241 to 1185 and encodes 314 amino acids. The transcript has 7 exons.